Molecule: messenger RNA, 1215 nt
Organism: Thelazia callipaeda (thelaziosis nematode)
Lineage: Eukaryota; Metazoa; Nematoda; Chromadorea; Rhabditida; Thelaziidae
Source: the annotation of a GenBank genome assembly
AUGCAAAUAUGGAGUGCAGUUUUGGAUGGUUAUGACUCAUCAGUUAAUCAUUUAAAAUCAGAAGUAAGCAAUGAGUGGAGAAGUCGGAAUGAUCGAAGUUUGAGUUCUACUGGGAGAAUAUAUUAUCCCCGGCAGCAGCUUCAAACGUCCGCACUAGUUUAUUGUGCACUACAGGUAGCAUUUAUAUCAUUUUUAUUCAGUUACUAUGGAAUUAGUACUGGCCAUAUUGUAAGGCCUGUUUUAUCGUGGACAUUAAGAAAUUUUCAAAAGCUGCAUUUAGCUAACGGUUUAUUUAAUAAAUUGCGCGAACUAGUAAGUUACGUUCAGUCGUCAAUAGUCGGUGGAAGUACUUCAGAGCACAAUCCAAAAACAACCAUUUCUCCAACAAAAAAAAACAAAGCCAGACAAAAAGUAGAUAUUCAGCAUAUCGCAUUUCUGGAGAAAAUUGAUAGUACACUGCCUGUUUUCACAAAAGCGCAAGCUAUAUGUUAUUCAAGUCUCAUAUUGAUUAGUCUAUGGAAAACCCUUUCCAGGGAGCAGUUAUCUUUUUUUGAUGGUACGAGACCUUCCAAAGGAACUUAUCUUGCAAUUUUGGGUCGUAUAUACGAUGUACAAAAAGGUGUCAAGCAUUAUGGUCCUGGUGGCUCCUAUCAUUUUUUUUCUGGUCGUGACGCAACGCGAGCAUUUGUUAGUGGUGAUUUUUCUGAAAAAGGUCUUGUAGAUGAUAUUGACGGAUUUGAUUAUCAGGAUUUAUUAGGCAUUUUUGACUGGAUCAAAUUUUAUGAGAAAGAUUACGAUCUUGUUGGUUAUCUUCAAGGAACAUACUAUGAUGUUUAUGGCCAACCAACGUCACGUUUACUGGAUGUAAUUAAGCUGAUAGAGAGAGCACUAAUUUGGAAAGAUAAUCAGGCAGAAGAUAUGAAAAUUUUCCCACCAUGUAAUUCAGAUUGGCAUAAAGAAACUGGAGGAAGAGUUUGGUGUUCUACGAAAAGUGGUGGAGUCGAACGAAGUUGGGCUGGUGUUCCUAGGAAGCUGUUUGAUCUGGGAUCAAAGUCUUAUCGAUGUGCUUGUGUGAGAAAUUUCGGUGAUCCUCUUUCAAAUUUUCCUGGAGUGAAUAGAAAUAGUGGAUACGGAGACCUACAAAAUCCAAAUCUGAAGGAAUAUGAGGGUUGCAAACCAACAUCUAACGCCUGUCGUGUUGAUAACUCUAGUUAG